Plectropomus leopardus (leopard coralgrouper) is the source of this 302-nucleotide messenger RNA. The record is from RefSeq and is a predicted model, not a curated record. Lineage: Eukaryota; Metazoa; Chordata; Actinopteri; Perciformes; Serranidae.
GUUGGGCCGACAUGGAAAAGUCUUCCUGACCAUCCCCAGCCAGGGCUCCACAGACGAGCAGAAGUUCAUCCAGAAAGGCGAAGCUCCGGGCACUGACUCGCUGUUUGACAUCGACCCCAAGGAUAUAGUCUUCUUUGUUGGUGGCGUCCCACCAGAUGUCAAACUUCCACCUCCUCUGAGUCUCGCUCCGUUUGUGGGCUGCAUCGAGUUGAGUUCGCUGAACAACGAAGUGAUCAGUCUGUACAAUUUCAAAGAGACCCACAAAAUGGAUGUCACUACAUCAACACCGUGCCCCAGGUACA